AUGCGGCGCCCCUUAAAGCGCACAAAAAUUACCGAGGGAAUGUAUGGAAACUCUUUGCUGUACCUACGGUUCGUAAUGUUAUGGACCACAGUUGUCAUGGCUGACUAUAUGCUGGAGUUCAGAUUUGAGUUCCUUUGGCCAUUUUGGAUGAUGCUGCGAUCAGUCUAUGACUCAUUCAAAUAUCAAGGACUUGCAUUCUCAGUGUUCUUCAUCUGCAUAGCUCUUACAUCCGACGUGAUAUGUUUCUUCUUUAUACCUCUGCAGUACAUAUUCUUUGCUGCAAGUACCUAUGUGUGGGUACAGUAUGUAUGGUACACAUUCGCCGACAAGGGCGUGUGCCUGCCCACCGUGGUGAUAUGCUGCGCGGUGGUGUACCUCGAGGGGGCGCUGCGGUCCGCGCGCGAGCUGGAGCUGUGCCGGCCGCUGGCGGCGCACUGCGUCGGCUACCCGGCGGUGUCGCUCGGCUUCGGCGUGAAGGCGUACGUCGGCAGGCGGCUGAGGAUGCGCAGGCAGCGGCAGGUCCGCGCCGAGAACGAGUUCUACUUCCAGCUGAUGAGGGACGCGCUGCCCGAGAGCGCGCUGGAGCAGAGCCAGCAGACGCCCAGAGAGGAGGAGGGCGCAGCCGAGGUGCCGCCGGAGGCUCGGCCGCCGAACGGCACGCUGCGCCGCCGCUACCCGCGCGUCAACGGCCUCUGCGGCUCGGAGCACGCCCAGCUCCAGUUCAAGCUGGAAAGGCUGGAGAGGCACCUGGCGCGGCAGACGGCCGCGCGCGAGCGGGAGCGUACGCAAGCGUCCGCCAGCGUGCAAACGUCGCCGCCGAACGCGAACGCGAGCGCCAGCACGAGCGCUAGCACGAGCGCCAGCACGAGCGCCAGCACGAGCGCCAGCACGAGCACGAGCGUGCAAACGCAGCCGCCGCCGGUGGCGACGACGCAAGCGAGCGCGAGCGCGAACGCACCCGCGAGCUCGAGCGCAUCCGCGAGCGCGAACGCACCCGCGAGCUCGAGCGCAUCCGCGAGCGCGAACUCGCUCAGCAACGGCUCCGCGGGCGGGGCCGGCGCGCCUCACGACGAGGAGCGUCAUGAACACAACAGAGGUACGAACAUGACAGAGGUACGAACACGACAGAGGGACGAACACAACAGAGGUACGAACAUGACAGAGGUACGAACACGACAGAGGGACGAACACAACGAGAGGUACGAACACGACAGAGGUACGAACACGACAGAGGGACGAACACAACAGAGGUACGAACACGACAGAGGUACGAACACGACAGAGGGACGAACACAACAGAGGUACGAAUACGACAGAGGGACGAACACAACAGAGAGGUACGAACACGACAGAGGUACGAACACUACAGAGGGACGAACACAACAGAGGUACGAACACGACAGAGGUACGAACACGACAGAGGGACGAACACAACAGAGGUACGAACACGACAGAGGUACGAACACGACAGAGGGACGAACACAACAGAGGUACGAAUACGACAGAGGGACGAACACAACAGAGGUACGAACACGACAGAGGGACGAACACAACAGAGGUACGAACACGACAGAGGUACGAACACGACAGAGGGACGAACACGACAGAGGUACGAACACGACAGAGGUACGAACACGACAGAGGGACGAACACAACAGAGGUACGAAUACGACAGAGGGACGAACACAACAGAGGUACGAACACGACAGAGGGACGAACACAACAGAGGUACGAACACGACAGAGGUACGAACACGACAGAGGGACGAACACAACAGAGGUACGAACACGACAGAGGGAUGAACACAACAGAGGUACGAACACGACAGAGGUACGAACACUACAGAGGGACGAACACAACAGAGGUACGAACACGACAGAGGUACGAACACGACAGAGGGACGAACACAACAGAGGUACGAACACGACAGAGGUACGAACACGACAGAGGGACGAAACACAACAGAGGUACGAACACGACAGAGGGAUGAACACAACAGAGGUACGAACACGACAGAGGUACGAACACGACAGAGGGACGAACACAACAGAAGUACGAACACGACAGAGGUACGAACGACGACAGAGGGACGAACACGACAGAGGUACGAACACGACAGAGGGACGAACACAACAGAGGUACGAACACGACAGAGGGACGAACACAACAGAGGUACGAACACGACAGAGGUACGAACACGACAGAGGGACGAACACGACAGAGGUACGAACACGACAGAGGGAUGAACACAACAGAGGUACGAACACGACAGAGGGACGAACACAACAGAGGUACGAACACGACAGAGGUACGAACACGACAGAGGGACGAACACAACAGAGGUACGAACACGACAGAGGGAUGAACACAACAGAGGUACGAACACACGACAGAGGUACGAACACGACAGAGGGACGAACACAACAGAGGUACGAACACGACAGAGGUACGAACACGACAGAGGGACGAACACAACAGAGGUACGAACUCGACAGAGGAACGAACACAACAGAGGUACGAACACGACAGAGGGACGAACACAACAGAGGUACGAACUCGACAGAGGAACGAACACAACAGAGGUACGAACACGACAGAGGGACGAACACAACAGAGGUACGAACACGACAGAGGUACGAACACGACAGAGGGACGAACACAACAGAGGGACGAACACAACAGAGGUACGAACACGACAGAGGGAUGAACACAACAGAGAGGUACGAACACACGACAGAGGGACGAACACAACAGAGGUACGAACACGACAGAGGUACGAACACGACAGAGGGACGAACACAACAGAGGUACGAACACGACAGAGGGACGAACACAACAGAGGUAACGAACACGACAGAGGGACGAACACAACAGAGGUACGAACACAACAGAGGUACGAACACGACAGAGGGACGAACACAACAGAGGUACGAACACGACACGAACACAACAGAGGUACGAACACGACAGAGGUACGAACACGACGAGGGACGAACACAACAGAGGUACGAACACGACAGAGGUACGAACACGACAGAGGGACGAACACAACAGAGGUACGAACACGACAGAGGGACGAACACAACAGAGGUACGAACACGACAGAGGGACGAACACAACAGAGGUACGAACACGACAGAGGGACGAACACAACAGAGGUACGAACACGACAGAGGGACGAACACAACAGAGGUACGAACACGACAGAGGGACGAACACAACAGAGGUACGAACACGACAGAGGGACGAACACAACAGAGGUACGAACACGACAGAGGUACGAACACGACAGAGGGACGAACACAACAGAGGUACGAACACGACAGAGGUACGAACACGACAGAGGUACGAACACGACAGAGGUACGAACACGACAGAGGUACGAACACGACAGAGGUACGAACACGACAGAGGGACGAACACAACAGAGGUACGAACACGACAGAGGGACGAACACAACAGAGGUACGAACACGACAGAGGUAGUGCCAAGUCUUCAAAGUAUGAAAAGAAAGAUGCUAGUAUAUUAAGAGAAGAAAGAAAGAAACAAAGACAUAGAGAUAGAGAUAAGGAGAAAGAGGGUGGUGAUAGUCAUAAGAGUAUAGAACAGACGAGAGAACAAAUAGUUAAGGAUGUAGAAAGUACAAAAGAAAAUGUAAAAAGUUACAAAGAUAGUAGCAGUUAUAAGGAGAAAGAAAGGGAAAGAGAGAAGGAUCGCGAGACUAGGGAGAGGGAGAAGGAGCGCGAGAAGGAAAAAGAACGCGAACAGCGCUGGGCGCGCGAGUGCCACGAGGAGCUGAAGCGCGCGCGCGCCGAGCUGGCCAGCGCGCGCUCGGGCGAGGCGGAGGCGAAGCGCGCGCUGGCCGCCGCCGCCGCCGCCGACCGCCAGCGCCGCGCCGAGCACGCGCAGCUGCGCCAGGCGCACUCCGCGCUGCAGCACAAGUACGCCUGGCCUCAACUCGACGCCCCCUCAAACAGGCGACGACCUUCAACAACUCCAACGCUCCCUCAACCAGUUAACGCCCUUCAACAACUCCAAUGCCCCAUCAACCGCUCGACUCCCUUUAACAACUCCAACGCCCAUAAAACAGCCGACGUCGUU
Molecule: messenger RNA, 4101 nt
Organism: Iphiclides podalirius (scarce swallowtail)
Lineage: Eukaryota; Metazoa; Arthropoda; Insecta; Lepidoptera; Papilionidae
Source: the annotation of a GenBank genome assembly